GUUAUUUAUUUGCUCCAAAAUGCAUUGAAAAUAAACGAAUAAAGCAGGUAUUAAAGACGGGACGAUAACUUGUUAGUGUUUUAUGCACUUGAAUUUUGCACAUUUACCUUGCCAAGUCUAUUCUAGUAGCUAGUUGUCAUGUCCCUACCUCCAGAGAAGGCACCCGAGCUGAAGCAAAUCAUACACAACCAUUUGAUGAAGAUUAAUAUUCAUGGAAAGAUCCGAGAGGUCUUAGCAGAGACUGUGAGAGAGGAUUCUGGUAUUACAAAUCAGCCUCUUUCAGAGAAAGACUUCCUCCAUGCUUUACAACGCCGGGGCAUCAUAGACAGUGUCAUGAAAGAUCUGCAUUUUACACAGCAAAGAGCAGCAGAGGUAGAAACACAGUCUCCAUCAAGACCUGCUACACAUUUCAUUGAUAAAGAUGAGAUGCAGUUAAGUAAAACUAACAUCGAUCCAUGCAGACGAUACCUUUAUCUCCAGAUACAAGGCGGCAAGGCUUUUCUGGAGCAUCUUCAGGAGCCAGAGCCACUACCUGGUCAGGUGUGCUCCACAUUUACGUUGUACCUGCAUUUCCGCAAUCAGAGGUUUCGCUCUAAACCAGUGCCCUGUGCCUGUGAACCUGACAUAAAGGAAGGCUUCCUCCUAGAGGUCCACAAAGAUGACCUGGGAGAAGGCAGUAGAAUGGCAGAUGCCACAACAAUGCUAUCUAUCUGUGACCCUGUUCAUUUGGUGCUAAUAAAGACCGAUACGUCCAGUGAAACCGUUCUGGUUUCAUCACAUUUUCUUGACUGGAGGACUGUUCUCAGUUCAACCAUCAGCAAAACUUGCAUUGCUGUGGAGUUGAUGGGUGUUGGAAGUGAAUGUAAAGUCCCAGCUGGUAUUUUGACUGUGAGCCUGGAGCUCUACCCUCCUCUGACAGAGACAAUCAGCCCUGACAUAAUCUCCACACAGCAAUCACUUGAAAGACAGAGGAAUGCAGAAAAAGAGAGACUGUUUUUAGUUUAUGCAAAGCAGUGGUGGAGAGAGUUUCUGGAGAUACGUCCCACACACCAAUCCAAAAUGGUCAAGAUCUUUGCACAGGACGAGAAUUGUGUAAAUAGACCAGUGUGUUCUUAUGUGCGAGUGCUCCGAGCGGGACGUCUCCUGGAGAGCCCCAGACAGGCGGCCCGCUUUGUCAGCCUGCUGGCUCACGAAAAGGCCCCUGUCGUGGGGAGUGGAGCAGGCAAGCACGAACAGUGGUGCACACUUCUGGCCUUUCUCUGUCGAGGCAAGGGUGACUGUGAGGACCAUGCCACUCUCCUCUGCAGCCUGCUCCUGGGAUUUGGACAGGAUGCUUAUGUGUGUGUGGGAACCAAGACCAAAGGAGUACCCCACACGUGGGUCCUGACCAGAGGCACUGAUGGGAGCGUCACGUUUUGGGAGAGCCUCACUGCUCACAGAUACCUUCAUCAGGCCAUAGACCCAGAUGCCCCGCCUCUGGUGCAGCAGCCCAAACCCUCUCACCCCUAUCGCACUGUGGGCUGUGUCUUCAACCACCAGAGUUUUUUAGCAAACUGUCAGCCCUCAGAUGCUGUGGAGCUGUGCGUCUUUGACUUUCAGAACCAGUCUCGGUGGAAGGCGAUGAGCGAAGAGGCCCUGAAGUCUGUGUGCUUUCCCGGAUCAAGCACCUCUCUGCCUCCCGUCCCGCCUCUGACUGCCCCCACACUGGACUCAGCUGUUGUUAGCAACCAGCUAGAGCUAGAGAUGCGCUACCUCAUCUCAGAGCACAGGAAGGACUUGGACUUGGCCACAGUUUGGGAUGACCACCUGUCGUACCUGCUGUCCUCGGCUCUGUCGGCCUACGAGCUGGAGCGUUGCACUGGUGUGUCCUGUGGGAACGAGGAGUUUCAGGACGCUGUGAGGAGGGCGGUGCCAGAUGGACACACCUUCAAGGGGUUCCCCAUUCACUUCCUCCACCGCAAUGCCCGCCGAGCUUUCGCCACCUCACUCAGAUCUCCUUUCUGUGAUGAGAUCAUCUGUUGCCGUGGGGACCAUGUGAGGUUGGCUGUGAGGGUUCGUGUUUUUGUUUACCCUGAAAACGCCUGUGCCGUCUGGAUCAUGUUUGCUUGUAAAUAUCGCUCUGUGCUCUGACCACAGCUCCACACAUGAUGGACCCUAAAAAGAUUUCAUAAAUUAUACAUUUUUUAUGUUAUAUGAGU
Molecule: messenger RNA, 2198 nt
Organism: Periophthalmus magnuspinnatus
Lineage: Eukaryota; Metazoa; Chordata; Actinopteri; Gobiiformes; Gobiidae
Gene: cep76
Product: centrosomal protein 76
Exons: 13
Coding region: 139-2130 (663 amino acids)
Source: RefSeq, a predicted model, not a curated record